Phoenix dactylifera (date palm) is the source of this 1387-nucleotide messenger RNA. The record is from RefSeq and is a predicted model, not a curated record. NCBI's taxonomy places the organism in Eukaryota, Viridiplantae, Streptophyta, Magnoliopsida, Arecales, Arecaceae.
AAGAGUGGGGUGUCAUCGGAUUACCACUCUCUCUAUCUCUCUUACGCUGAUACCCAUCGAUCCGACUUCCCCACCGUUUUCCUAGAGCGGAAACCGAUGGCGGCGGUCUCCUCCUCCACCACCAUCGCCGCCACCGGCAGCCAAAGAAACCCCCUUCUCUUCUUCCCCAAAACCCUAAAUCCCACAAAGCCCUCCUUUCUCCCCUUCAAAUCCAAUCAAACCCUCGCUCCCGUCUCCAUGUCGAUAACCUCCCAAUCUUCCAAGAAACAAGCCUCCUUUUCUCGAAUUAGAGCUGCCGCCUCCUCCCUAGUUCCUGAUCCCGGUUCCCACAACCCCGAUUCUCGGACCCUCAAGUCUCGCCUCGCUGCCGGCGAGACCCUCUACGGCCUCUUUCUCCUGAGCUUCUCCCCGACCCUAGCCGAGAUUGCCGGACUGGCCGGCUACGACUACGUGGUCGUUGACAUGGAGCACGGCCCCGGCGGCAUCGCCGAGGCCCUCCCCUGCCUCCGCGCCCUCGCCGCUGCCCGCACCCCGGCCAUCCUCCGCCUCCCGGAGCCCUCCGCCGCCUGGGCCAAGAAGGCCCUCGACCUCGGCCCCCAGGGCCUCAUGUUCCCCACGAUCGAGACGCCGGCAGCCGCCGAGCUUGCUGUCUCCUACUGCCGCUUCCCGCCGCGCGGCGUCCGGGGGUCCGCCCACACGUUGGUGCGCGCUUCCGCCUACGGCAUUGACGACGGGUACCUGGCACGGGUGGAGGAGGAGCUGCUGGUGAUGUGCCAGGUGGAGACGACGGCAGGGGUGGCGGAGAUCGAGGCGAUCGCUGCCGUCGAGGGGGUGGACGUGGUGCAGAUGGGGCCGCUGGAUCUGAGCGCGAGCAUGGGGUAUCUGUGGGAUCCGGGGAACCGGAAUGUGAGGGGGGUGAUGAAGGACGCCGAGAGGAGGGUGCUGGGGAUGAGGAAGAAGGUGGUGCCUGCGGAGGGCGGCGGCGGCGAAAGGGGCCCUUACCUCGGGGGGUUUGCGAUGCCGCACGAUCGGCCGGAGGAUCUGAAGUUGAGAGGGUAUCAUAUGGUGGCGGGGGCGGUGGAUCUGGGAAUAUUCCGGCAGGUGGCGGUGGAGGACGUGCGGCGGUGGAGGAGCGCGGAGGUGGAGAUCGGGGAGGAAGACGAUGAGGACGAGAAGGCCAAGGACGACGAGUACUGGAGCGAGUGAAGUGAGUCGAGGGACGCGUCAGCCUGGGAUGGAAGUGAGUCGGCACGGCAACUUUUUUGCCUCUUUUUUGCUCUUUUAUGUUUUUAGGGUUUUUUUUUCUAUCGUUUUAUUUGGCUGGAGGAGAAUUCAAAUAAUAAGAGGUUAUUUGCAAUAAAAUGAAAAAGGUUUGCUCACGAGCCCA